UCUCUCUCUCUCUUUGUUUUAUGAAUGUGAAAUGUAUAAGUUUAUUUUUAUUUUAUUAAAUAAUCUUACAUGUUUAUUAAAUAAACAGAAAAAUUUAUCAUAUAUGAUAUAUAUGAUGUGUGAUCGUAAAAGCAUAAUUUAAAAACUUUUAGAAUAUUUGUAAUACAUAUAUUUGUAUACAUAAUAUUUAAAUCUACAUGAUAAAGUGAAAUUGCGACAAAUUUUCGAAAUGAAUGGAUUAUCAGAAGAUGACUCUGAUAGUAGUAAUGAGUAUCUGAUUGAUCCAAAUAAAAUUAAUUUAAAUUCCAAUUUCUUCACAAAAAAGAAAUCAAAUGUUGGGAUAAUUGUAAAUAAAGAUGAUACUGAAAAUGAAAGUACUGAUAACGAGGAACUUGAGAAUAUCACUCAUUUGGAUAAUAUUGAACUAUUCACUCAAGUUUUAAAAAAUUUAGAAAAUUCACAAAAACUUGAGCUCAACAAUAAAAAUAGCGAACAAGAACAAUCACAUUUAAAUUAUCUCACAAAAAAAAAUGAAGAGAUACAAAAAGUAAAAGAAGUAAAAAUCACAUCAUCAAAUGAAAUAAAUGAACUUUUGCUUCAAGGUGAGAGUAAUGUAAGUUUACCCUGUAAAAAUACUAUUGAAAACAUAGCAAAAAAUGAAGAAGAUGCAGAAUCUUCUAAUGAAUAUACCAUCCCAAAAGAUGGUGUAAAGAUUACUUUACCAAGUACUAAUUUAAUAAUAAACAAAAGAAAGAAAGGUAAGCAAGAUUUGAAAGCAAUUUUGAGAAAACGAUUAAAAGAAAGUCAGAUAUUGAUAGAGAAAGUAGGAUUACUUUGUUGGUUAGCUUAUGGGUUUUAUUUGAAUCAACAAAUAAAUUUACCUGAAAUACUUACUGGUGUAUUAUCAUUAAUUUCUGAAUCUAAUUAUCCAAAUAAUAGAAUUGAUCUAUCAUACUUAGAAAAAUUUACAAAAUGGUUCAAACGUAUAUUUAUAUUUGAAUCUGUUGAAAGCAAUGCUAAUAAAAAAAUUGAUAAAGAAACUUUAUUAAAAAUAGUGAAGGAAAAGAAAAUUUCUAAUUAUAAAGAAUUAGUAUUACUAUACAUUGCUACAUUAAGAGCUUUAGGUUUAAAUUGCAGAUUAGUUAUUUCUCUUUGUCCUCCCCAUCGAAUUUUUAGUAAUAGCCCAUUAUUUAAAUCUGAUGUAAAAAAUGAAGAAAUUAAAUCAAAAAAUAUAUCUAAUAAAAUCAAGCAAGAAAAUUCAAAGAAAAAAAAGGAAAAAAAGGAAUCUUCUGAAAGAACAAAUGUAAUUCAAAAUAGUCCAGAAGCAAAAAAAAAUAGAAAUGCAGAAUCUAGAAAAAGGGCAGCUGAGAUUUUACAUUCAAAAUUGCAAAAUAAUAAAAAAUCUAAAUUUGAUAUUAAUCAAGAUUCCAAAAUUAAAAAUAAAUUAAUUCAAAAAUUAAAUUCUAAAAUCACAGAAAAGGAAGAUGAAUUAAAAUCAGUUGAAAAUGAAAAAAAUAUAUCCAAUUUAAGACAAUUAAGAUCUCGUAAAAUUCAUAUUAAUUCUAAAGAUAAUGAAAAAGAUAAAGAAAUAAAAUCUACAGAUUUGAUUUCAAAAACUGAUGGCACAAAAUCAAAAUAUUAUAUAAAAGAAAGUUCCACAGAUUCUGAAACAGAAUUUCAACCAAAAAUAAAACGUAUAACAAGAAAAAGUUUAAAUAAUACUAAUAAGGAAAAAGCAUCACAAAGUUCUUUGAAUAUUAAAAAAAAUAAAAAAUUAGUAUCUUCUGACAGUGAAGAUGAAGAAAUAAAUAAUACAAGAAAUAGACAAGAUAUUUGGGCUGAAAUAUAUUUAGAUUCAGAAGAAAGUUGGAUUUGUGUAAAUAUAAUGGAUGAAAAAAUUCAUUGCAUAACUGAAAUAUAUAAAAAAACAACAAAGCCUGUAUUAUAUGUAGUUGCAUGGAAUUCUGAAAAUUUAAUAAAAGAUGUGUCUAGACGCUAUUGUCCACAUUGGCUUACAGUCACAUAUAAACAACGAGUUGAUGAAAAAUGGUGGCUUAAAACCUUGUCUUAUUGGAAAGAGAAGGAUACCGCUAUUUCUAAAGCUGAAGAUGAAAUGCUAUUACAAAAAGAAUUAGAACAACCAUUGCCUAAAACAAUUAGUGAAUGCAAAGGGCAUCCAUUGUAUAUCAUUCAAAAACAUUUACUUAAAUUUGAAGCAUUAUAUCCUCCUGAUUGUGUACCUUUAGGAUAUACUUCUACAGGUUGUGCCAUUUAUUCUCGUCAUUGUGUACAUACUCUUUAUUCAAGAGAAACUUGGUAUAGAAAAGGCAGAAUUGUAAAGUCAGAUCAAGAACCUUAUAAAAUAGUUACAGCUCGUCCAAAAUAUGAUAAACUUUCAGGAACAAAAAUUAAAAACUCACCAUUAGAAUUAUUUGGUAAAUGGCAAACUAUGGAAUAUGAACCUCCAAUAGCUAAGGAUGGUAUUGUUCCUCGAAAUGAAUAUGGAAAUGUAGAUUUAUUUCAACCAUCCAUGCUUCCAAAAGGCACUGUUCAUAUAAAUCUUCCAGGUUUAUAUCGAAUCGCUCGAAAACUUAAUAUCGAUUGUGCACCUGCUGUAGUAGGUUUUAAUUUUGGAUCUAUGGGUGCAACACCUGCAAUGGAAGGUUACAUCGUUUGCAUUGAAUACGAAGAUAUAUUGCGAGAAGCUUGGGAAGUUGAACAAGCUGAAGCAAUUAAACGAACCAAAGAAAAGAAAGACAAACGAGUUUAUGGAAAUUGGAAAAGAUUAAUUCAAGGUUUGUUCAUAAGAGAACGACUAGCAGCAAAAUAUGAAUUUUCAGAAGAAAAAAAAUUAAUAACUAAUAAACAGACAAAACAAAAAGAAAAUAGGCGUAAAGAAAAUUAAUACUCUCUUGAAGAGUAAAAAAAUCAUUUAAAUAUUCUAUAAUAUAUUCUAUAAUAAAAAAAAAAAAUAAAAUAAUAAGAAUAAAUAGAAUAUUAAAAAUAGUAUAUAGAAAAACAUUAAAAUAAUAUCUCACUGUGAUAUUUUCUACUUCAUUAAUUAUUUCUAUCAAUUUUUUAUCAACAAUAAAGCAUUAUUAUUAUAAGUAUUCAUCUCAUUUAGUAUUAUCUUAGCAAUAAAUCACUAUCAUAAAAGAAAUAAAAUUUUUAUUGUUAUUUUUUAUUUUAUAAUUAGAAAAUUAUUGUAAUUGAAUUGUUAAAAAUUUUUUCAAUGAAAAUAAUAUUAAACAUGAUAUUAAACAAAUGAUAUUAAUCUGAAUGAAUUUAAAUUACAUAAGUAGCACACAAUGUAUACUUAUAAAUGAAUUACUAAAAAAAAAUUGAGAUUUUCUUUAUAUUUUUGUUUAAUAUUUUUUAUAAAUUCAAAAAAUAAAAUGAAAAAAAUAACAAUUUAUUAUUUAUAAAAUACUAUUAUUAAGUAAAUUAUUUAUCAUGUAUUAUUUAGGUUAAUAUAUUGGAUCUAAGAAAUUUUUUAAUAAUAUUAUUAAAAAAUAUUUUAUUAUUUAUUUCUUAUUAUUUAGAAUAAGAUUUAUUUACAUUUCUAUUGUUAUAAAUAAUCUUUUAAAUUAAGAGAAUUUUAGAAUAUAUAAUGUAUGUUAUUUGAAUUAUUCAAAUACUAUUUUUUUAUUCUUAUAAUAUGUAUCGUAUUAUGAUCAUAUAUUAUUUAGCAAUUAAUAUUAAAAUUAUGCAAGAUAUUUCUAUUGAAUAUAAGCAAUUAUUUUUUAAUUAUAUAAUAUAAUUAUAAUAAUAUAUAUUAUAAUAUAUAUUAAUAAUAUAUGCAAUAUAUUCAUGUAUUGUGUUUUUAUAUACUUUAUCCUACUAAUAAUGUAUAUUUAUAUAUUAUAUUUUUACAUAUUUUACUUUUAGUUUUAAAAGCAGAUAUUAUAUAAUUUUACUAUAUAUAAAAAUAUAUAUACAAAAAUAUAUUGUAAUGUAGUUAGAAAGAAGAUAAUGUCUCGUUAAGCUAUACAUAAGUAUAUGUAUAUAUAUAUAUAUAUACAUGAUAUCCCAUAUAUAUGCUAAUAUAUCUAUGGGAAAUCUUUAAAGAAUCAAUUUUAAAAGUUAAAACAAACGUGAAAAUUAUGUUGAUUAAAGUUGAUUAAAGUUUAUUUAUUAUUAUAAAUAAAAUAUAUACUAGAUGAAACAAAA
Molecule: messenger RNA, 4170 nt
Organism: Apis cerana (Asiatic honeybee)
Lineage: Eukaryota; Metazoa; Arthropoda; Insecta; Hymenoptera; Apidae
Gene: Xpc
Product: DNA repair protein complementing XP-C cells homolog
Biological process (GO): mismatch repair; nucleotide-excision repair
Cellular component (GO): XPC complex; cytoplasm; nucleotide-excision repair factor 2 complex
Molecular function (GO): single-stranded DNA binding; damaged DNA binding
Source: RefSeq, a predicted model, not a curated record